Messenger RNA from Mugil cephalus (flathead mullet), 2304 nucleotides. RefSeq names its product solute carrier family 35 member F6 (gene slc35f6). Gene Ontology annotation, biological process: transmembrane transport. The record is from RefSeq and is a predicted model, not a curated record. The transcript has 6 exons. NCBI's taxonomy places the organism in Eukaryota, Metazoa, Chordata, Actinopteri, Mugiliformes, Mugilidae. The coding region runs from base 123 to 1259 and encodes 378 amino acids. Gene Ontology annotation, cellular component: intracellular membrane-bounded organelle; membrane. Gene Ontology annotation, molecular function: transmembrane transporter activity.
GCGUUCACUGACAGAGCACAACCAGCGGAGGAGGUGUGGGUAAAAAAACGACCGGGGACGAACACAGAAAAACACAGACUCCUGGUUCGUUCGGUCCCGUCCACUCGUCCACUCGUCCCAACAUGGCGUGGACAAAAUACCAGCUGUUCCUGGCGGGACUCAUGCUAACAACGGGCUCCAUCAACACUUUAUCCGCCAAAUGGGCUGACCUGUUCUCCGCUAAGGGUUGCCAUGACGACCCUGAACACACUUUCUCUCAUCCGUUCGUACAGGCAGUGGGGAUGUUUCUGGGCGAGUUCAGCUGUCUCGUGGUCUUCUACAUCCUCAUCUGUCACGACAGACGUAGACCAGAACCCAAGAUCAACCCGGGCCAGAGCUUCAACCCCCUCCUCUUCUUCCCUCCCGCCAUGUGUGACAUGACGGCCACGUCCAUCAUGUAUGUUGCUCUCAGCAUGACGAGCGCCUCCAGCUUCCAGAUGCUCCGCGGAGCCGUCAUCAUCUUCACCGGUCUGCUCUCCGUGGCUUUUCUGGGGCGUCGCCUGGCCCCCAGUCAGUGGCUCGGCAUCUGCAUCACCAUCCUGGGUCUGGUGAUAGUGGGCCUCGCCGACUUUGUCAGCGGGAACAAAGACGAUUCACACAAGCUCAGCGACGUCAUCACGGGAGAUCUUCUGAUCAUCACGGCCCAGAUCAUCGUCGCUGUGCAAAUGGUCCUGGAGGAAAAGUUCGUCUACAAACAUGACGUCCAUCCUCUAAAGGCUGUGGGGACUGAAGGUUUCUUUGGUUUCUUGGUCCUGUCGCUGCUCCUCAUUCCCAUGUACUUCAUCCACGUCGGCAACUUCAGCGACAACCCUCGGCAGGUCCUGGAGGACGCGCUGGACGCCUUCUGUCAGAUCAGACACCAACCCCUCAUCAUAUUGGCCCUGCUGGGCAACACGGUCAGCAUCGCCUUCUUCAACUUCGCCGGGAUCAGCGUCACCAAAGAGAUCAGCGCCACCACGCGCAUGGUGCUGGACAGCCUGCGCACGCUGGUCAUCUGGGUGGUGAGCCUGGCGCUCGGCUGGGAGCGUUUCCACGGCCUGCAGGUCCUGGGCUUCCUGGUCCUGCUCCUGGGUACGGCGCUGUACAACGGACUGCACCGCCCCCUGCUGGCCAAGAUACCGUACUUCGCUGCGAGGAUGAACCUGGAAGAGGACGACGGCGCGGGAGAAAGGGAGAGACUGCUGCGUGACGGCAGGAUCCAGCCCGAUGACGAUAGCUAGAAUAAACUGACACAUUGGGCUCAGACUGCAGUGAACUGUCAGUCAGAGACACUGCUUUUAUCGCGAGAGCCGUCAGUUUUUAAACGCACCUCAGAUUUGAACUGACCUCACACAUGUUGUAAUACAUCAGAGUGUGAAAACCUUUUGAAGAAACUGUUUAGCGUUUUUGGAAAAUUCUCUUUUGUGUACUUUAAAUAUGAAGCUGUUAGCAUAGCUUAGCACGAAGGCUGUAAACGGGAGGAAACAACUGUAUUACUUUAUAUUAUUAUAUUAAGUUUUUAUACUUCAGCUUUGUUUGCAUGAAAACAAGAAGCUAGGUCUGUUUCUGUCCGUCUGUCUUUAUACUAAGCUAAGCUAAGCUAAUCGUCUGGUUCCAGCCACAUAUUUACUUGAUUUACAUGAGAGAGUCAUUAAUCGUCUUAAAUUCUGUGAGACACAUCUCAAGCUGUUCAAUCAAAGAAACGGGUUUUAUGUUUUAAAGGGAUCCUCUUAUUUCAAGCUGAUUGUGUUAUUGUCACAAAUGAAGUCUGUAUCAUUUUUUGCUCCCCACGCUUCAAACAUAUUUUUUUAUUUUUUAGAAUUAUUUGUUUUAUUUGGUGUUUUUAAAUUCAUUUUUUAUUUCAUUUUAUUUUUUUUAAUUCUGCACCGUCGUCAUAUUGUUUAUGAUGACGAUUUUAGUUUUAAUUUAAGUGGUCCUUUUUAUUUAAUUUCCUUUGCACGAUGGGAUCCAAAUGUUUGUUCGUUUUUUUUUUUAAAAAAAGGGUUGAUGACUGUGUGUUUUGAUCAGCUGUGCCAAAAUGUGCGUGGUCAGAGGAGGUCAGACAUCGGCACCAAGUGAUUUGCACUUGUUAUUGUAAGUCCUGCUUCUCCUUCCCCGCGGAGCUGUUUGAGGCGUUGGUUGUAAGUAUGAAAAAAAAGGGAACUGCCAUUAAAUCUCACUUGUUAAAUGUCACAACAGCAUUUUUUUUUUUUUUUUUUACUAAGGCCUCUGAAGACGACUAUGGUUAAGAUUGAGCGAAAUGCAAAAACAAAAAGCUAAACAUUC